GGGAAGGCCGGAAGCGACCGGGCCCGUCCGGAAGCGAGUGGGCCUGGGCCCAGUGUGGCUGGGGCGGCGGGCCAAACGCCGCCAUGAGCCGCCUGCGGGAGGAGGAUGACCCGUAUGUGGUGGAGGAGCCCAGCGACGAGGAGCGAGCGCUCAGCAGCUCAGAAGAUGAAGUGGAUGUGCUCUUACACGGCACUCCUAACCAGAAGCGGAAGCUGAUCCGGGAGUGCCUGACUGGGGAGAGUGAGUCUUCCAGUGAUGAUGAGUUCGAAAAGGAGAUGGAAGCAGAACUGAACACCACCAUGAGGACUAUGGAAGGAAAAUGGAAAUCACCAGAAACGGGUACUUCCUCAAGUGUUGGGCAGACUGGACCUGCCACCACUUCAAAAUACUAUGAUGAUAUUUACUUUGAUUCUGAUUCAGAGGAUGAAGAUAAAAUAGUUACACAGGACAUCCGGAAAAGCAGAAGGCAUCAGCAGCGUCGGAUUCUUUCCAAUGAUGAACUGCUGUAUGACCCUGAAGAAGAUAACAGAGACCAAGAGUGGGUAGACUCACAGAGGAGGGGGUACCGUAACCAAAGGAGAGCGCCGUCACAGCAGCAGCAGAGAAAGCCUUUAGCUGUUCCAAACAGUGAUGCUGUUUUGAAUUGCCCUGCUUGCAUGACAACAUUAUGCCUGGACUGCCAGAGACAUGAAUCUUACAAAACACAAUACAGAGCAAUGUUUGUGAUGAACUGUGCUGUUAACAAAGAGGAAAUUCUGAAAUACAGAAAGAAGCUAAAGAAAAGAAGUAAGAAAAUGAAGCACAGCAAGGAAAGUACCUCUGUACAAUCAAAUGAAGAAGAGGAGGAAGUAUAUCAUCCAGUAUUAUGUACUGAAUGCUCCACUGAAGUGGCAGUAAUGGAUAAAGAUGAAGUUUUUCACUUCUUCAAUGUUCUAGCGAGCCACUGCUAAUGUGCAAAAGCAGGGGAAAAAAAUCCUUCACUGUUUAAGACUGUAUGAAGUACCAACAAUGCAGCCAUGUUAGCCUUUUUGAAGCGUGGUAUUUUAAAUGUUCCUUUUCAUUGGGAAUACAGUUAACUGAGUGCAUUUGAGAGCAAUAUUCUUUCACACUGUCAGGUGGUUGCAUCAUUGAGGAUUUGAAAUUCUGUAAAUACAAGAUCUGUAAGAUCUGUGUAUUAUGGUCAUUCCCUGUAUAUAUUCUCUCCAUUAUCUCAGUAUGGAUCAGAACUGCUGCUUAGAAUAAAUAUGGUGUUGUAA
Molecule: messenger RNA, 1256 nt
Organism: Colius striatus (speckled mousebird)
Lineage: Eukaryota; Metazoa; Chordata; Aves; Coliiformes; Coliidae
Gene: EAPP
Product: E2F associated phosphoprotein
Exons: 6
Coding region: 84-950 (288 amino acids)
Biological process (GO): positive regulation of cell population proliferation
Cellular component (GO): nucleus
Source: RefSeq, a predicted model, not a curated record